GCACAGUAGCUCGAGCUCCAUCUUCAUCGCGCGACUUCUUCCCGCAAGGCUAGGGUUCGCGUCAACUUUCUCCCACACCUUCUUCUUCACCUUCCUUCCUUCUCUCCGGCCGGCGGCCUUCUUUUCUUCACUGCCGUCGGCCGGCCAGCACAGCCCACUCCUCUUCUAGAUUCCAAUCGGCGACGGCAGAAGCAUCACUCAGCAGGACCGGCAGCAAGCUUCAGCAUCAAUUAUCUCCACCUCGCCGGAGAGGGUUUCUCCGGCAAGACAUCCACAUUCCGGCAACCUUCUGGCAGCUUCUCAGUCUGGAGUUCAGACGACAGCAAGAAGGAGGCAGCACGGCAGUCCAUCACAGUCCAGCAAAUUCCAUCCGAGGGGGUUCUUCGUUGGAAGAUUGCAUUCAUCCCAUUGUUGUCGAAGCAAGCAGCAACCAGCGGAGAGAGCUACUGUUCACUGGUUUUUGGGGGUUCCGAAGCCGGGUACUCGUGUGAUGGCGAGGAUAGUCAUUGGCAUUGAAGAAGUCGUGUGGAUUAUGGCUCAUGAAGAAGUUGAAAAGAAUAUCCAAUCAAUAAGGCAAAUGCUUUCAGGGGAUGGAGAACUUGAGCCAAAUCAGGAUCAUGUUUCACAGUUGACACUUGAAAUAUGCAAAGAAGAUGUUAUUGCUUUAUUCAUUCAUAAGUUGCCAACGCUAGUGUGGGAUGCUAGAAAAGAUUUGGUGUAUUGUUGGUCCAUUUUGUUGAGGCAGAAUAUUGAUUCUCACUACUGCUGUGUAGAAUAUCUUGAGAGUCAUUUGGAACUUUUGGAUUUCCUCGUUGUCUGUUACAACAACAAAGAAAUUGCACUGAAUUGUGGUAGCAUGCUGAGGGAGUGCAUCAAAUACCCAACUCUUGCCAAAUGCAUUCUGGAAUCAAAUAGCUUUGAGUUAUUUUUCAAAUAUGUGGAACUGCCUACCUUUGACAUUGCUUCUGAUGCUCUUGCUACUUUCAAGGACUUGCUUACCAAAAACGAAACAACAGUCUCUCAGUUUCUUAUUUCCCAUUACGAUCAGUUCUUUGAGCUUUAUGAGAAGCUAUUGACAUCCCCCAACUAUGUUACCAGAAGGCAAUCCUUGAAGAUUCUCUCGGAUUUCCUUUUGGAAGUCCAAAAUUCACAAACAAUGAAGCGCUAUAUUCAAGAAGUACGAUACUUGAAGAUCAUGAUGGCACUGUUGAAGGACUCAAGCAAAAAUAUCCAGAUAUCUGCCUUUCACAUAUUCAAGGUAUUCGUUGCUAAUCCUAAUAAGCCACGACCGAUUAUUGAUUUCUUGGUAGAAAAUCGUGAAGAGCUGUUGAUUGCACUGCAAAAACUUCCUGCGAGCAAAGGUGAAGAGGAUGAUCAAGUUGAAGAGGAGAAAGGUUUAAUCAUCGAGGAAAUUGAGGCAAUCUCAUCCUUGUCAAAGGCCAAUAAAUAGGUCUGGCGCCCGUCUUAGCAAUACAACCCAUCCCGUUGCAUUUCUUUUUAGUUUGUCAAGUUCGGUUGAUAUUUCUCGUGUCCAUAAAGGUAUUCGUGUUUCACAAAACCUGGUUUGCGAUCAUCAUCCAUGGAAAUGUUGUAUUGUGGGCGAUCAGUAUAACUCGGUAUGAUAUUUUUUGGGGGAAUGCUCAUGUUUAGUUUUUGUUGUUAGCAAAUAUCAUAAUCCUAAAACCUACAAUAGAUAUAAAUGUGUUGUGCUUUGGUAAUGCAGACGAUAUUUCUUGUUUGAGGGUGCCAACUAGUUUAGUUGGCAAGUGUUAAUAAAAAUUGUUGCCAAAA
Zingiber officinale is the source of this 1791-nucleotide messenger RNA. Its product is annotated as calcium-binding protein 39-like. Gene Ontology annotation, biological process: intracellular signal transduction. The transcript is spliced from 11 exons. NCBI's taxonomy places the organism in Eukaryota, Viridiplantae, Streptophyta, Magnoliopsida, Zingiberales, Zingiberaceae. The record is from RefSeq and is a predicted model, not a curated record. Gene Ontology annotation, molecular function: protein serine/threonine kinase activator activity. The coding region runs from base 491 to 1450 and encodes 319 amino acids.